GGCGCGACCCGGCCCCGCACUUUCCAAGAUGGCGGCGCCCACGGGCCACGUGGGGCCCGGGGGAGGGGGGGAGGAGGAGGAGGAGGAAACGGAGGAGGAAGAGGACGAGGAAGGGGAAGAGGAAGAGGGGCUGCGGGCCGUGUUCCCCCGCGACCCCGAGCUCUUUGCCGAGUCCUUCCCGGCGCGGCGCCGGUUCCGCCUGUGCGGGCGCGUCCUGCGCAUCGCGGAGCUGCACGGGCCGGGGCUCGGCACGGCCGGGAACGUCUGGGAGGCGGCCCUGUCCCUGUGCCGGUUCCUGGGGGAGCAGCGCCUGGACUUGGGGGGGCGGCGGGUUCUGGAGCUGGGGGCGGGCACCGGCAUCGUGGGGAUCUUCGCUGCCAUGCUGGGUGCGGGGGGGGGGGCGGAGGUGACGCUCACGGACCGUCCGGCGGCGCUGCCGCAACUCCGGGAGAACGUUCGGCAGAACUUCCCGGGGGGGUCCCCCGAGGGGGUCGCGGGGGGGGGCCCCGCGGGUGCGGGCGCUGCGCUGGGGGCGGGACCAGCGCCGCUUCCCCCCCAGAUUCCACCUGGUGCUGGGCUCCGACAUCGUCUGCUGCGGAGAGACCCCGAGAGGGACAUCGAGAUCUACGGGCUGACCCCCCGGGAGGGGGAGCAGCUCACGGGGGGCUGGGGGGGUCCCGAGGGGGAUUAA
Molecule: messenger RNA, 691 nt
Organism: Pseudopipra pipra
Lineage: Eukaryota; Metazoa; Chordata; Aves; Passeriformes; Pipridae
Product: EEF1A lysine methyltransferase 3-like
Exons: 4
Coding region: 29-691 (220 amino acids)
Biological process (GO): peptidyl-lysine methylation
Cellular component (GO): cytoplasm; cytosol
Molecular function (GO): protein-lysine N-methyltransferase activity
Source: RefSeq, a predicted model, not a curated record